Etheostoma cragini (Arkansas darter) is the source of this 2118-nucleotide messenger RNA. RefSeq names its product diacylglycerol kinase delta-like. The coding region runs from base 22 to 2118 and encodes 698 amino acids. The transcript is spliced from 18 exons. Gene Ontology annotation, biological process: lipid phosphorylation; intracellular signal transduction; diacylglycerol metabolic process. Lineage: Eukaryota; Metazoa; Chordata; Actinopteri; Perciformes; Percidae. Gene Ontology annotation, molecular function: ATP-dependent diacylglycerol kinase activity. The record is from RefSeq and is a predicted model, not a curated record.
AACAGGGGAGACAGGUAACUAAUGUUAGACAGGUGGAGUAUUAUGGUCUAUGAGACUAAGUUGCCACGGCAACAUUCUGCGUCCUCCGUCCCCGAGGACUGCAGCGAGGACUCUGAGGUUCAGGAGAUUCUGACCUAUGAGGACUCUGUGGCCGCUCACCUGUCCAAGAUCCUGACGUCAGACCAGCACUCUGUCGUCAUCUCUUCUGCCAAGGUUCUGUGUGAGACGGUGAAGGACUUUGUGGCUCGUGUUGGUAAAUCAUACGAGAAGAACAAGGAGAGUUCAGAGGAGUCAGAGAGCAUGGCCAAGAAGUCAGAGAGCAUGGCCAAGAAGUCAGAGAGCAUGGCCAAGAAGGUUCCAGAGACCACACUGGAACCAGGUUACAGAGACCACACAGGAACCAGGUUCCAGAGACCACACUGGAACCAGGUUACAGAGACCACACUGGAACCAGGUUCCAGAGACCACACUGGAAACAGGUUACAGAGACCACACAGGAACCAGGUUUCAGAGACCACACUGGAACCAGGUUCCAGAGACCACACUGGAACCAGGUUACAGAGACCACACUGGAACCAGGUUCCAGAGACCACACUGGAACCAGGUUCCAGAGACCACACUGGAACCAGGUUCCAGAGACCACACUGGAACCAGGUUCCAGAGACCACACUGAAAACAGGUUUCAGAGACCACACUGGAACCAGGUUCCAGAGACCACACUGGAACCAGGUUUCAGAGACCACACUGGAACCAGGUUACAGAGACCACACUGGAACCAGCACCUCCUUCCUCACGAUAAUCUCCAGCACCUCCUUCCUCACGAUAAUCUCCAGCGGCUCCUUCCUCACGAUAAUCUCCAGCACCUCCUUCCUCACAAUAAUCUCCAGCGCCUCCUUCCUCACGAUAAUCUCCAGCCCCUCCUUCAUCACGAUAAUCUCCAGCCCCUCCUUCCUCACGAUAUGUGUGUGUGUGUGUGUGUGUGUGUGUGUAGCUCUCAGAGGUUUCUCAGCUUCUCUCUCCAGCAGUUCUGUCAUCAGUCGACUGUUAGUCAACGCCGACCCGUUCACCUCUGACCCCGACAACAUGGACUGCUACACUGAGAAGUGUGUCAUGAACAACUACUUUGGAAUCGGACUAGACGCUAAAAUCUCUCUCGACUUCAACAACAAGAGAGACGAACAUCCAGAGAAGUGCAGGAGUCGGACUAAGAACCUUAUGUGGUAUGGAGUCCUGGGAACCAAAGAGCUGCUGCACAGAACCUACAAGAAGCUGGAGCAGAAGGUCCUGCUGGAGUGUGAUGGGCGUCUGAUCCCUCUCCCCAGUCUGCAAGGCAUCGCCGUGUUGAACAUCCCGAGUUACGCAGGAGGGACCAACUUCUGGGGAGGAACCAAAGAGGACGAUACCUUCACCGCCCCGUCCUUCGAUGAUAAGGUCCUGGAGGUGGUGGCGGUGUUCGGCAGCAUGCAGAUGGCCGUGUCCCGGGUCAUCAACCUGCAGCACCACCGCAUCGCUCAGUGUCGGACGGUGAAGAUCACCAUCCUGGGUGAUGAAGGGGUCCCGGUCCAGGUGGACGGGGAGGCCUGGCUGCAGCCUCCAGGGUACAUCAAGAUCCUCCACAAGAACCGGACCCAGACCCUGACCAGGGACAGGGCGUUCGAGAGCACCCUGAAGUCCUGGGAGGACAAGCAGAAGUGUGAGUUUGUGCGGCCCCCCCCCCAGCCUGUCCCGUCCACUCAGCCGGAGAUCGUCUCCGAGGACGAGACGUCCCUCGUCAGCGAGCUGGGACAGGCGGCCGGAGCCCUCAUACACAGUAUCCGAGAGGUGGCCCAGUCUCAUCCCAGUCUGGAACAGGAACUGGCUCACGCCGUCAACGCCAGCUCCAAGGCCAUGGACGUGGUCUACGCCAAGUCCAACACCUCGGGGGCCCUGAGCUGCAGUCUGGUCCUUCAGAUGGUCAGUAACGUCAAAGCUUUACUCAGCGAGACGGAGCUGCUGCUGGCUGGGAAGAUGUCCCUGGUAACUGCCUGUCUCUCUGUCUCUCUGUCUGUCUGCCUGUCUGUCUGUCUGCCUGUCUCUCUGUCUCUCUGUCUGUCUGCCUGUCUGUCUGUCUGGAAGUGA